Pungitius pungitius (ninespine stickleback) is the source of this 2754-nucleotide messenger RNA. RefSeq lists its product as uncharacterized. NCBI's taxonomy places the organism in Eukaryota, Metazoa, Chordata, Actinopteri, Perciformes, Gasterosteidae. The transcript is spliced from 2 exons. The record is from RefSeq and is a predicted model, not a curated record. The coding region runs from base 586 to 1293 and encodes 235 amino acids.
UGAUAAACAACUAAAAUGUUUGUCUCCCUGUGUUCAGCAGACCGGAUAUAAAACAGGUAAAAACGACAUGUUUCGCUGUUGUCGUUUUUUUUGGAGGUUGCAGAAACAGAUGUUCAUUAAACUGUAUUGAAUGGCCAGAACGAAAUAAUAACGAAAUAAUACCGGAAUAAAUAAAAAAUCGAUAUAUAUAUUUAAUAAAAACGAGAGCACGUAGAAACACGCACGCACGCACGCGCGCCGUAAAAUGCCAUGGCAACCGAACGAUGACCCGACCGAGGGUAUAUAAGGUCAGCGCACUUUCUGAACGUUCCCUUUGCUCUUUGACUUGAACGCGAACUUUAAACCUCCCGUGAAAGCAAACUGCUGAGAACAAAACCUUUGAGUUUUUGACUACUGAGCGGAUUCUACUGGAUACCGAUAUUGUUGGAGAAGUGAACUACUGUAUAACAUCUUUAGUGGAGCACAGACGAGGCUGAAACAGGCCCUCAGGAGCGGCGGAGGAGCGGCGGAGCAUCGAGGACGACCACCGGCUGAAGGAAGUUGGCUGAUUGGAACCUUCAGUGUUCAACUGGUGUUACCUGCAUCAUGGAACGUCCCACACAACCCUGCCCCCUCGGCGAUGACCACGGUGUUCUCCUCAACUCCUCGGAUGAGGUAGGUGAGGUAGGUUAUGCUGUGGGUGAAGUUGAUUUUAUUCCCCUGGCCUUCCCGGAUGACAACGAGGAGCAGGAAAAGGAUGAAGAGGAGGAUGAAGAGGAGGAUGAAGAGGAGGAGGAAGAGGAGCGGCCCAUGUUGGCAAUGGACAGGCAACUGAUGCACUUUGGUCUGGAGGCAGCAUUGUAUUUUCUGGAGGAGCAACACCACGAGGAGGAAGAGGAUGAUGAGGACGGGAAGGAUUCUGGGUACGACUCCAUGUCUGUGUGCGACUCCCUUUCUGAGGACGAUUGGAUGGACUGGGUGGCACCUACGGAAGAAAUGCAACAAGAAGCUUUCCUGCAGUUUGUACUACUGCAACAUCCCCCACUUCCUUCACAUGUGGACCUUCCCGAAGAAGCGCCAAGUCCAGUUCCCCAGACGUCAGGAUUGUCCACCAAGAGGAGCAGGGAAGAGGACGACGCAGGGCAGGUAAGUAGGAAGAGGCAGAGGGAUGAGGACGACCAUGUGGACACAGCCGAAGAGGACUACAGGAACUCGGCACCCUCCACUUCAGGCCUCGCACCCUCCACUUCAGGCCGAGCCCCACCCACAUUCAGAAGAUACUGGCAGUGGGCGGAAGACAGCGACUCGGAUUGAUGUCCUGAAGAAGCGCUGACAGCGCGUCAGGAGUGUCCUCCAAGAAGAGGACAACACAGGGCAGGUAAGUGAGAAAAGGCUGAGGGACGGUUACGAGGACCAUGUGGACAGUCCCUUGUUCUUCAGGGCGAGGCCCCUCAUCCACUAAAAUGACCAAGGAAGAGGACUACAACAUACUGGCAGUUGGCUGAAAACAGCAACUUGAUUGACAGCGACAUUCUGCUUGCUGCAGGAUGUAAAAACCGCCUUCCGCCGUGUUCAGCGAGGUUGGCUAUAGGUAGCAUCUUGCAGCAGAGUUUUUAGGCAUAUCUUUAUGGAUUGAUAAAUUUGCAUCCAGUGCAAUCGCCCCCACUUCCUUCUCUUGUGGAAUGUUCUGACGAAGCACUAAUCCCAGUCCUUCAGAUGUCAGGAGUGUCCUCCAAGUAGGCAAAGGGACGACACUGGGCAGGUAAGUGUGAAAAGGCAAAGAGACGGUGUCGAGGACCAGGUGGACACAGCCCCUUGCACUUCAGGGCUAGGCCCCUGCUCCACUAAGAGGACCAGGGAAGAGGACUACAGGAACUCAGCACCCUCCACUUCAGGUCUCGCCCCUCCCACACACAGAAGAUACUGGCCUCAGGCGGAAGACAGCGACUCGGAUUGAUGUCCUGAAGAAGCGCUGACUCCGUCAGGAGUGUCCUCCAAGCAGAAAAGAGGACAACACAGGGCAAGUGUGAAAAGGCAAAGAGACGGUGUCGAGGACCAUGUGGACAGUCCCUUGUUCUUCAGGGCUAGGCCCCUCAUCCACUAAAAUGACCAAGGAAGAGGACUACAACAUACUGGCAGUUGGCUGAAAACAGCACCUUGAUUGACAGCGACAUUCUGCUUGCUGCAGGAUGUAAAAACCGCCUUCCGCCGUGUUCAGCGAGGUUGGCUAUAGGUAGCAUCUUGCAGCAGAGUUUUUAGGCAUAUCUUUAUGGAUUGAUAAAUUUGCAUCCAGUGCAAUCGCCCCCACUUCCUUCUCUUGUGGAAUGUUCUGACGAAGCACUAAUCCCAGUCCUUCAGAUGUCAGGAGUGUCCUCCAAGUAGGCAAAGGGACGACACUGGGCAGGUAAGUGUGAAAAGGCAAAGAGACGGUGUCGAGGACCAGGUGGACACAGCCCCUUGCACUUCAGGGCUAGGCCCCUGCUCCACUAAGAGGACCAGGGAAGAGGACUACAGGAACUCAGCACCCUCCACUUCAGGUCUCGCCCCUCCCACACACAGAAGAUACUGGCCUCAGGCGGAAGACAGCGACUCGGAUUGAUGUCCUGAAGAAGCGCUGACUCCGUCAGGAGUGUCCUCCAAGCAGAAAAGAGGACAACACAGGGCAAGUGUGAAAAGGCAAAGAGACGGUGUCGAGGACCAUGUGGACAGUCCCUUGUUCUUCAGGGCUAGGCCCCUCAUCCACUAAAAUGACCAAGGAAGAGGACUACAACAUAC